GAGCUGGGGAGCAACGAGUACCGUGAUCUUACCCGAGUGUGGCGGCGGGUUCAAUACACACACUCCCUUGGAACUUGACGCAGUGACUCUACAAUUUACAAAUAUUUUAUGACGUUCCUUAUGUCAAUACUUUUGUUAACUUUACAAGGCCAGUGACUGUGAACCGUGAGUGUAUUGUCAUGAUUCGUGAGUGGUGUUUGAGCCAUCGGUGUGUGUGGUGGUGCGGCAGUGAGUGUCAUGAGGCGGGAAAUCCGGGGUGUGUGUGACUGUUGAGGACCAACCACGACUGCGUAUUACGCCUCUACCCUCCCGACGUUUCAUACACUUCUGAUACAUCACCACGUAAUGAAGAGAAACACUGAAUGAAGGUAUCCAGCUGUAAAUUACCGACAAGAGUGACUGCUGGGGUGGAAGUGUUGUGUUAUAUUCAGUGUGGUUGUGUAGCGGUGCCGCCUGCGUUAUAGUCAUCAUGGACAACGAGAGUAUGAGCGGCAGCACUUCCAUACCCCCGGACACUGUCAACCUGAGCACCAACACGGGCGUGGGUGGUGGGGUGAGGGAGAUGGGCAGUGUGGGCAUGAGCGGAUCAACUCGACGCACCUCGCGAGUGUGGCGAUACUUCGGUAUGGUGGACAAUUGUCACUAUAUCUGUCGCUUGUGUUCCUUCGUGGGCGCCUACACCAACACCACCAACAUGAGGAAACACAUCCAGCACCACCACCCAGAGCGGUUCCAAGAUAUUCUGGAUCACACUCGACCAAGUACUCGACCAUUCUAUGUAGGUUCCAUUCCCCGCAUGCGGCCACCACAGCACUUCACGCAGCAGCAGACCUCCCCUUACCCUGGCGGUCUAGUCUACCCUCACACACUCCCUGGUAAGAGGAUGAUCUUACCCAAACCCACAGAGAUGUCUUAUGUCCAUGGCGACACAAGUAUGCCGUCGAUCAUCACCUCGCAACAGUGUUCACACAUGACCUCCCAGCCUUCACUAUCUGAGUCCUCAGCCGGGACUUCAUACCCCACCAUGACGUCUCACAUCCCUGUAACGUCUCACGCCGCUUCAUCAGGCCAACUCAACACAGUAACUGUGUGUGAACUAAGUCCUGAGGAAACCAAACUGGUGAGUCAGUUUCUUCCGACUCUCAGUGAAGCCACCGACUGCUCCAGCGAUUCGGAAACAACUUCAAGAGGUUUGGCAGCACCAGAGGAUCAUGGAAGCAGUGAUUUUAGCCACAACAAUGGUGAUGAAGUUCCUGUUGCUGUAUCCCCAGAGUUGUUUCUGGCAGAAUCUAAUGAACGAGAAUCUACUCCAGCACCACCCACUCCUACUCCACAGAAACCAGAGAGUUAUCAGUUGAGGCAUAACAACCACCUGACCAUUGUCCUCGAGGCAUUGGCCAGAGACGAGUCAUUCAUGGAUGUCACACUAACAGCUCAGGGCCGCUCUCUCAAAGCUCAUAAGUCUGUACUGUCAGCUGUAAGUCCAUAUUUCCGAGGUGUACUGAGAGACAAUCCGUGUCAGCAUCCAAUCAUUAUCAUGCCUCGAGAUGUGCGCUUUGAAGAACUUUUCAGCAUUGUUAAUUACAUAUACAAGGGUGAAAUGACAGUAGCAGCUGAGGAUCUAACUUCACUUCUCAAGACAGCAGAGAUUCUACAAGUCUCAGGCUUGGCACCAUCAGAUUCCUCAGCGACUGUAAAUCCUCACACUGAGUCCUCAACGGCUGGCAAUGCUCGGUCUUCAUCUGCCUCCUCUUCAUCCUCCUCUUCCAAUCUUCCAUCAGUAUCCAAGACAUCAAGAAUGGUUAAAACAUCAACUCAGCAAACCACAACUCCACCAGCAAGACCCAAAUCAAGAGACAGCAUGAUUAAUCCCACAGACUUCAUGGAUGUUGACAUGACCUGUGUAAAAGAGGAAGUUCAGAGUGCAGAUGAAGAGGAAAGUGAAGAGCAAGUCACAAAAGAGUCUUCUUCCCAGCCUCCAGGAGGUGGAAUGAAAGGAGAUCAGACUUUGCAACACAGCUUAACAACAUUUUCACCUUCUUUUGACCCAGACCUUGAACAACCAACAGCUUCCACAAGUUCAUCUCAAGAUAUUAGUCCUACCACACUUCCUAUAAAAUCUGAUCCAGAAACUGAAAUAAAUCCCUUGGGUACUGUUGGCACAGAAGACCCACAUCCAUUUAUGUGCCCACACUGUCAGGAGCACCACAGAGAUAUGGACACUAUGAUCACCCACUUGAGAGUGAGGCAUCCCACCAAACCCAGUUUUACUUGUGGAUGUGGUCGUGUAUAUACUCGACAAAUGCUUCACCAGGCACAUGCAAGGAUGUGUUCUAGUUUGUCUUAAAUUUUAGAGUUCAGUAUGAAACUAGAAGGGUGUUAUUUAAAGUGUCUAGUAAGACUCAGUUGUGGAAUCCAAUUUUUGUAAAAAUCUUUGAUAUGACAAGCUCACUCCUUGUUCAUAUAUAUUUCUUUACAGUGCAAUCACAAGCAAAGCUGAAAUGCAUAAGAUAUGGCUUUUAAGUGACAUUACACCUGGCAGAUAUUGUGUUGUAUAUCAUACAAGUAGACCAUAACAAGACUGAAUUGAUAGUAAUCCCGAGUAACUCCCAUCAAGGUGAAAGUAUGUAAUUGAUUUUUUUUUAAGAUAUUAAAAGAAGUAUAAGCAGUAUACAUUACUAUCAGCAGAGCAACUUGUAACUAUGCUUAUAAUACAGUAUUCAAAGUAACUAAUAGCCUUAUGCUUGGCUUUGGCAAAGCAAGUGUAGCCAGACAAGUCUACAGGUAGAAAACUCAGGUUCCCACAACCCAGAUAUUGUUGACUGGAACUAAUUUGAACAUUGUUUUACUUCACUACAGUAUUGCAACUCGAUUUUUUACUGAAAAAUGAGUAUAGAUGAAGAUUGUUCCUGAUCCCCAUAUAACUUUGCUAUAAAGCAUCACUUACUGGGUUGACCCCUCCAGUAAAGUGAGCAAUAAAAGCAGACAUCUCUUCUUUUUUGUCCUUUUUGGAACUGGAGGGUGUAGUAUUACAGGUACAGUUCUGGAUGUUUUACCACAUUGCAUGGGUUUGUUUAUUGAUCUUGUUUCAAAUUGGUUGGCAAGUUGAUUACAAAACCUUCUCAACCCUGCAUUAUGCCUAUACAUCAUGGUGUGUAACUCAGCUCUCCCACUAUUGUUUUGAUCUAGAUGUCUGAUGAUUCAGAUUAGAAUUUUGGAAAACUUUCAUUUUAUCUGUCAGUUGGGAGGACAUAUCCUCUCAGGGGUUUAUUUUGUGCUCCUUUGCCUUCAAUUUAGAAUUUCAGGGAAUCUGACUGCUGACAUUAUCUGGAUUGGAUUAUUCAAUGAGGAGUAAUCAUUUUCCUCAUUGUCUGUUCCCGUUUUAAUGGGAAAUCUUCACUUUUGACUUACUUUAAAGUCCAUUAUCCUAGUUAACAAAA
Homarus americanus (American lobster) is the source of this 3440-nucleotide messenger RNA. RefSeq names its product zinc finger and BTB domain-containing protein 17-like. Lineage: Eukaryota; Metazoa; Arthropoda; Malacostraca; Decapoda; Nephropidae. The transcript has 7 exons. Bases 470 to 2347 code for a protein of 625 amino acids. The record is from RefSeq and is a predicted model, not a curated record. Gene Ontology annotation, biological process: regulation of transcription by RNA polymerase II. Gene Ontology annotation, molecular function: DNA binding; protein binding. Gene Ontology annotation, cellular component: nucleus.